AUCUACGCAUGCGCCAAAACUGCCGGCUUGAAUGGCUGAGUUUUCAAUAACGUGGGCGGGGCCUCGUUAAGUCCUGCCUACACGCCAGCUCAGUAUAGGUAAUGUCUGCUGAAAGGAUGGCGGAGGAGCCGGGUGUGUGGAACUUGCUGGAGCGGGCGCCCAUUGAUUGGACAGAACCAUGGCUGAUUGGACUUGCUGCUUUUCACAUACUGUGCUUCAUAGUCACAUAUAUUUCUUUUAAAUCGUACCCACUUCAGAUUUGCCACUUUUUGCUAAUGGUUGCCCUUGUAAGUUGUGCUGAAUAUAUCAAUGAAUUUGCGGCAAUGAAUUGGAGAGCAUUUUCAAAACAACAAUAUUUUGAUUCAAGUGGGAUGUUUAUUUCCUUGGCAUUUUCUGCACCUCUAUUGUGUAACACUAUAAUUAUCGUGGUCCAUUGGGUAUAUAAGACAUUAUGUGUUAUGACUGAGCUGAAAACAUUACAGCAGAAGAGAAAAGAAUCGAGGGAGAAGAGACAGAAAAAGGAAUAGACCAAACCACAAUACAGCAAAAGAGCCAGAAGUCUAUUCAGCAUUGCUGUUACAUAACUAUAAUAUGUGGAAAAUAAAGGACUACUGUGUUUAUAUUGCAAAAAAUUACUGUUGUACAUAUAAAUAAAUCUUGUACAUGGCAUUUUAGCCAUGUAUAGUUAUUAGUUACUUAUCUGCCAUACGGCGAAGUGGUGUAACUCGUGCUUUCAUCCAGUUUCUGCAAUAUUCACAGGAGCCUUGGCACUGUUGUAAAAUGUUUUUUUUUUUUUAAACUGUAUUAAUAAAUAAUUUUAUACA
This is a messenger RNA of Xenopus laevis (African clawed frog), 824 nucleotides long. RefSeq names its product transmembrane protein 18 S homeolog (gene tmem18.S). The transcript has 5 exons. Gene Ontology annotation, cellular component: nuclear membrane. Lineage: Eukaryota; Metazoa; Chordata; Amphibia; Anura; Pipidae. The record is from RefSeq and is a predicted model, not a curated record. The coding region runs from base 102 to 527 and encodes 141 amino acids.